Messenger RNA from Neltuma alba, 2994 nucleotides. RefSeq names its product probable LRR receptor-like serine/threonine-protein kinase At4g29180. Gene Ontology annotation, molecular function: ATP binding; protein binding; protein kinase activity. The transcript has 12 exons. Lineage: Eukaryota; Viridiplantae; Streptophyta; Magnoliopsida; Fabales; Fabaceae. Gene Ontology annotation, biological process: protein phosphorylation. The record is from RefSeq and is a predicted model, not a curated record. The coding region runs from base 105 to 2795 and encodes 896 amino acids.
AGUCCCUAUCUCUGCUUUCAUUUGAUUUUAACUUUGCAUGAUUAUGGCACUUGGUAAGAUAUGAAAUCUUCGUAGACCAGACAAGGCCCUUUUUUGGUUCAGACAUGACAAUGCUGAUCAGAUUCAUCUCCUCGACUAUGAUGCUUCAUCUUGUUCUUAUGGUUUCAGUUCUUGGACAGAGACAAACAGGCUUCAUCAGUAUUGAUUGCGGAGGUCCAGAGAAUUUUGAAUACACAGAUGAUAGCGAUCAAAUAAAGUACAGCACAGAUGGAGCCUACAUACAAGCAGGGGUUAACAAAAACAUAUCGUCAGAAUACUCAUAUCCAAACAAUCCCAAUCUACCAUUACCAAUGUCUGACCUCAGAAGUUUCCCCAAGGGAAAGAGGAACUGUUACACAUUAAGAGCUGGACAAAGAGGAAGCUUACGUUUGAUAAGGGCCUCUUUUUUGUAUGGGAACUACGAUGGAGAAAACAGGCUUCCAGAAUUUGAUCUCUAUGUUGGUGCCAAUUUCUGGUCCUCAGUAAGCUUCAAAAAUUUUUCAGAGCAAGUUACACUUGAAAUUAUCAGCAUGGCAGAAUCAGAGGUGACGAAUGUUUGUCUUGUGGACAGGGGACUGGGAACUCCUUUUAUCUCAGCGUUGGAACUAAGACCACUCAAUAGUUCGAUUUAUAAUACUGAGUUUGGUGCAUCAGCUUCACUGUUACUUUUCAAAAGAUGGGACCUUGGAGCAAUUAAUGGUAGCGGUAGAUAUGAAGAUGACAUAUAUGACAGAAUUUGGUCCCCAUAUGGCUCAUCUUCCUGGGAUUCUGUCAACACUUCCCAUGCUAUAAAUGGCAAUAACAAUGGCUAUAGAAUGCCAUCUGAAGUGAUGAGAACUUCUUCAAGACCCAAAAAUGUUAGUGCUCCUUUUGAAUUCUCUUGGACCCCAAAUGCUCCAAAUUCAAAAUUCUAUGUAUACUUGUAUUUUGCUGAGGUGAAGCAGCUUAAGAUUAACCAACUAAGGAAAUUCAGAAUAUCCUGGAAUGGACAUUCAUUGUUUGGACCCUUAGUCCCAAGCUACUUAGAUGCAACCACAAUAUCGAAUUUGAAACCCCUGAUGGGACAUGAACAUCGAAUUUCUCUUCAUAGAACUGAAGAUUCAACCCUUCCGCCCAUCCUUAACGCAGUUGAGAUAUUUGAAGUUAGAAUGAUGGAUGCAUUCCCAACACUUGAGAAGGAUGUAAAUGCUAUCGUGGAUAUCAAAGAUGCAUAUGGAAUUGAAAGAAACUGGGUGGGUGAUCCGUGUGAGCCAAAGAACCACACUUGGGAAGGCUUAACAUGUAAACAUAGCAAUUCACAUCCUCCACGAAUCGCAUCUCUGAAUCUGAGCUCAAGCAGCUUGGGUGGGGUGAUUUCUUCUGCCAUCUGCAACCUCUUAUCACUUGAAUCAUUGGAUUUAUCAAACAAUAGCUUAUCGGGGUCAAUUCCGAAGUUUCUGGCAGAGAUGAGAUCUCUCAAAAUUUUGAAUUUGAAAGGCAACCAACUAUCAGGUCUUGUCCCUACAGCUCUUCUUAAAAGAUCAAGGGCAGGAUUGCUUAAACUGAGUGUGGAUGCCCAGAAUCUUUGUGGCUCAGACAAGUGCGAGAAGAAGCUAAAUGUAUUUGUUCCCAUAGUUGCUACGAUAUCAUCACUUCUGGUUCUACUGAUUGUUUUCAUUAUCAUCUGGAAAGUUAGAAGAAAUGUGCAACCAGAUCAUACAAGUAAUUCCAACAAAGAAAGAACACUUGUGGCAUCAAAGAAGUGGCAAUAUAGUUUUGCAGAGGUAUUGGACAUCACCAACAACUUUGAAAUUGUCAUUGGGAAGGGGGGAUUUGGGACUGUGUACCGGGGUCAGAUGAAAGAUGGGAACCAAGUGGCAGUAAAAAAGCUUUCUCCAUUAUCAUCUCAAGGGCCAAGGGAAUUUCAGACUGAGGCUGAGCUCUUGAUGACAGUCCAUCACAAAAAUUUGGUAGCCUUCAUUGGUUAUUGCGAUGAUGGAAACAAAAUGGCACUCAUAUAUGAGUACAUGGGAAAUGGAAACCUCAAAAACUACCUUUCAGCAAGAAAUUCACGUUGCUUGACUUGGGGAAGGAGACUUCAGAUAGCAAUUGACGCUGCACAGGGAUUGGAGUAUUUACACCAUGGAUGCAAGCCACCUAUAAUACACAGAGAUGUGAAGACGGCCAAUAUUCUUCUAAGUGAGAAGUUGGAAGCUAAGAUAGCAGAUUUUGGCCUCUCCCACGUGUUUAAGAAUGACACUAGAGAUGUAGGAUCCUCAGUGAAUACAAACGAUCAAGGAAAUGCAGAACCUGCUGUUAUGGGUACCAAAGGGUACCUUGACCCAGAAUACUACAAAUCAAGGAAGUUGAAUGAGAAAAGUGAUGUCUAUAGCUUUGGAAUUGUUCUGUUGGAGCUAAUUACAGGUCAACCUGCUGUAUUAAAGGGAGAGGAAUCAGUUCACAUACUUGACUGGUUAAGAUCUGAGCUUCGAAGAGGAGAUUUGAGUAAAAUUGUAGAUCCAAAGCUACAUGGUAAAUACAAUGCAUGUUCUGUGUGGAAGGCUUUAGGAGCAGCAAUGGCAUGUACUGCGCCAGCCUCAAUUCAUAGACCUACAAUGAGUUUUGUGUUAUCUGAGCUAAAAAAGUGUCUGGAAACAGAGGUGCCUAGUCAGAGUGAAACAUAUAUGGUACCAGCGCAGAUCUAUAGCGAGUUGCAUAGUUUGUCUGAGACAUAUUCAUUGGAUGAUGAAUCUAUCACCUACCCUUUUCCAAGAUAGUGAAAAUAAGUGUGUGUGUGUGUGUAUUGAAAAAAAUAUUCAGAUGUACUUGGCGCAAGUGUACAAAUUCUUAUGAAAGCAUAAAGAUGGACAACUAUGGAUUGCGAACCACCCUUGAAAGUGCCAUAUUCCCAAGAGCUAAUCACACUCAUAUUAUGAACUCAAUCACGAGUCACUUGUAAUUGCAAGAUCUGUGUGG